Molecule: messenger RNA, 1479 nt
Organism: Phialemonium atrogriseum
Lineage: Eukaryota; Fungi; Ascomycota; Sordariomycetes; Cephalothecales; Cephalothecaceae
Product: putative kh domain-containing protein
Exons: 9
Coding region: 1-1479 (492 amino acids)
Cellular component (GO): nucleus
Molecular function (GO): RNA binding
Source: RefSeq, a predicted model, not a curated record
AUGGAAGACUCCGAACGGCGCAGCGUCAAGCGCUCCCGCUUUGACCAGACUGAACCUGAGCCAAAGCGAGCAUCGCGAUUUGACAGACGAUCGCGCUCUCCACCUCGAAGGCAGGAGACCGCGCGAGAGCGAAGCCCUCUUUCCAAGGCGCGCAACAGCUCAACCCCGGAUUCCAAAUCUCCACUUGAUCCAGCUGCAGCUGCUGCUGCUGCUGCUGCCAGGAUCAAUGCCCAGCUUCAAGCGCGCAAGGGCAUCCAGCAUGUCGAUGUUCCUCCUGUCAAGUCUAGUUCCCCGACAACUCAAUCCGGCGACGUAAACCACGCCUCCGCGAAUAUCAAUGGAGAGAUGUAUAUUUCCGACGGCGACUACAUCAAGGAUAUUGAAGUGAACGAUCUGCGAAACCGAUAUCUUGUGACCAAAGGGUCAACCCAGAAAAUGAUCAAAGAUGAAACUGGUGCCGAUAUUACCACUCGGGGUGCCUACUAUCCCGACAAGACUAUGGCGACGCCAGCGAACCCGCCGCUUUAUUUGCAUAUUACCAGCACCUCCAAAGAAGGACUUGAGCGAGCUGUUGCGAAGAUCGAGGAACUGAUGAAACAGGAACUUCCCCAGUUGGUCGACGAGAGACGCUUCCGCCGCAGAGACCAGGAACAGGUCGAGCGUGAUGAGUUUGGCCGCCGCAAAUGGCCCGAGGAGAAGAUCCCCAUCGACCUUGAACCGAUUCCUGGCUUCAACCUUCGUGCCCAGGUCGUUGGUCAUGGCGGAGCCUAUGUGAAGCAUAUCCAACAGGAAACCGGCUGCCGUGUCCAAAUCAAAGGCCGUGGCUCGGGUUAUGUUGAGCUUUCUACGGGACAGGAGAGCGAGGAGGAAAUGUUCCUGCAUGUUGCCGGCCCAGACGCUCAGAUGGUCCAGAAGGGCAAGGAAUUGUGCGAAGAUCUUCUUGCCAACGUGAAGGAGCAGUACGAAGAGUUCAAAGCCCGGCCACCUCGUAAUUUUGGCGGCUCAGGAGGAUAUGGCGAUCGAUCGCACAACCCAGGAGGCUAUGGCGAGCGGUCGCACGGCUCAGGAGGCUAUCAGGGGUAUAACAGGAACAACGGCUAUAGCAACUCGCCGGCGCCUGUCGCUGAGGUGGCGACUGCUUCGCCCCCCGCAGCAUCUGGCAACACCCCCGGUGCUGCUGAUUAUGCUGCCCAAUACGCGCAGUACUACGGAACCUCCGACCCCUAUGCCGCGUAUGGUGGUUACGCCGCAUAUAUGCAGAUGUACCAGCAAUGGGUUGCCGCGGCGCAGGCUGGACAACAAGGCGCUGCUGCUCCUCACCCGCCGGGCACCGCGGCAUCUCCGCCCCCUCCCCCGCCGAGCGAGGCAGCUCCACCGCCGCCACCGCCUUCCGGCUCUGCUCCUCCGCCACCCCCUCCAUCCGCCUCACCGCCCGGAAUGGGUGGAUAUAGCUCGGUCCCUCCUCCACCCGGUCUUUAA